Messenger RNA from Necator americanus (New World hookworm), 942 nucleotides. RefSeq lists its product as uncharacterized. Lineage: Eukaryota; Metazoa; Nematoda; Chromadorea; Rhabditida; Ancylostomatidae. Bases 1 to 942 code for a protein of 313 amino acids. Gene Ontology annotation, molecular function: L-aspartate transmembrane transporter activity; L-glutamate transmembrane transporter activity. Gene Ontology annotation, biological process: malate-aspartate shuttle; L-glutamate transmembrane transport; aspartate transmembrane transport. The record is from RefSeq and is a predicted model, not a curated record. The transcript is spliced from 10 exons.
AUGUCGGAUCAAAAGCAGUUCUCGGGUCUACCGAGAAUCCUGAAUGCAGGUUUUGCUGGUAUUGCUGGAGUUACUUGUGUAUUCCCUAUUGACCUCGUUAAAACUCGCCUACAAAAUCAACGGGUUGGACCUAAUGGCGAGCUACACUAUCAUGGAAUAAUGGAUUGUGCGAAACAGACAUGGAAGUCCGGCGGAAGAUCAGUGUUUUCGAAGGUUCGAGCUCUCUACUCGGGAUCUGCCGUAAAUAUCGCCUUAAUCACUCCAGAAAAAGCAAUCAAGCUGGUUGCGAAUGAUUUCUUCCGCUAUCAUUUAGGGGUUCCUGGACAAAAAAAGCUUUCGACUUCUCGGGGGAUGAUUGCUGGAGGGCUAGCAGGUGCGCUUCAGAUUAGUGUGACUACACCUAUGGAAUUAUUGAAAAUCCAACUACAGGAUCAGGGAAGGACUCAUGAAAAAGGUGCGAGAAAGAUGACAGCGCUCGGCGUAUCGAUGCAGCUUUUAAGAAAACAUGGUAUAGCUGGACUGUACAAAGGCCUCGGUCCAACUUUUGCUCGUGACGUCACGUUUUCUUCGAUGUACUUUCCGUUGUUUGCCUACUUAGAUUCGCUGGGACCACGGAAGAAAGACGGUAGUGGAGAUGCUGUAUUCUGGACAUCAUUCUGCGCUGGACUGGCUGCUGGAGCAUUCUCAUCGUUUAUGGUUACUCCACUCGAUGUAAUAAAGACCAGAAUACAAACAAUUAAAAAAGGACCUCAUGAUAUGACUUGCAAGAAUAUGCCGGAAGCAUUUGUGAAAAUUCUCCGAAAAGAAGGCCCACAAGCACUAUUCAAAGGUGCCGCCUGUCGAGUAAUGGUCAUAGCACCGUUAUUUGCAAUCGCUCAAACUGUCUACUACAUAGGAGUGGCUGAGAAGAUUCUACAUCAAAAGAAAGCUGUUCAUGUUUAG